This is a messenger RNA of Poecile atricapillus (Black-capped chickadee), 1191 nucleotides long. It is a transcript of the gene BRS3, whose product is annotated as bombesin receptor subtype 3. Gene Ontology annotation, cellular component: membrane. Gene Ontology annotation, biological process: bombesin receptor signaling pathway. The record is from RefSeq and is a predicted model, not a curated record. NCBI's taxonomy places the organism in Eukaryota, Metazoa, Chordata, Aves, Passeriformes, Paridae. The transcript is spliced from 3 exons. Gene Ontology annotation, molecular function: bombesin receptor activity. Bases 1 to 1191 code for a protein of 396 amino acids.
AUGUCUCAAUUUUACUUACAAUCUGCUAAUCAGACUUUGUGUGCACCUGUGGAUGGUACAGAACUGAAAUCAAGCUCUGAUAAUGAAACCACAAAUGAAAAGUGGACCGAAGACUCCUUUCCAGGAUUAGAAAUACUGUGCACAAUUUAUGUUACAUAUGCUGUGAUCAUUUCUGUGGGUCUCCUUGGAAAUGCAAUACUCAUCAAAGUUUUUUUCAGGAUUAAAUCAAUGCAGACGGUUCCCAACAUCUUCAUCACCAGCCUGGCAUUUGGAGACCUGCUGCUUUUGUUAACAUGUGUGCCUAUAGAUGCAACACGUUACAUUGUGGACACCUGGCUUUUCGGAAGAAUUGGGUGCAAGCUGUUGUCUUUUAUCCAGUUAACAUCAGUUGGAGUAUCAGUGUUUACCCUGACUGUUCUCAGUGCUGACAGGUACAGAGCCAUUGUUAAACCCUUGGAACUGCAGACUUCAGAUGCACUCCUGAAGACCUGCUGUAAAGCCGGCUGUGUUUGGAUUGUCUCCAUGAUAUUUGCUAUCCCAGAGGCUGUUUUUUCAGAUUUGUAUUCUUUCAGCAAUCCUGAGAAAAACGUAACUUUUGAAGCAUGUGCCCCCUACCCUGUAUCUGAGAAAAUCUUACAGGAAGCUCACUCCCUGGUUUGCUUCUUAGUGUUCUAUAUUGUGCCCUUAGCUGUCAUUUCUGUCUACUACUUUCUUAUUGCCAGAACUUUAUAUAAAAGUACAUCCAACAUGCCAGCAGAAGAACACGGUCAUGCCCGUAAGCAGAUUGAAUCCCGCAAGAGAGUUGCAAAGACAGUGUUGGUGCUUGUGGCUCUGUUUGCCUUCUGCUGGUUGCCCAACCACAUCCUCUACCUGUACCGCUCUUUCACAUACCACACUUCUGUUGAUGCUUCCACCUUUCAUCUGAUAGCAACUAUUUUUUCCCGUGCCUUGGCCUUCAGCAAUUCCUGUGUCAAUCCUUUUGCUCUUUAUUGGCUGAGUAAAAGUUUCCGGCAACAUUUUAAAAAGCAAGUAUUAUGCUGCAAGUCAGCAUUCUGUGCAAAGCCUCCCAGUGCUCCCCAGAGCAGUUCUCCUACCAGAGUCCCGUCGAUCACGGGCAGCAUGCAUGGCUCAGAAAUCAGUGUUACACUGCUAACAGAUUAUAGCAUCACAAAAGAAGAGGAAAGUGUUUAG